CAAGUAGUGGGCCCAUAGCUCUUGGGCCUGUCAUUGGGUCUAAAAAAUUAAUUUUAAAAUUAACAAAAUUGGAUAAAAUUGGAUAUCUGUGGAUAUCUGUAAAUAUUCAGUUAAGACUGGAUUUUUGUAUUUAUUCUUUCUUCCAAGUUUAAUUUUGAUUUUUUUUGUCCGAUCUCGCUGAUGGCGGAUAUUGUAAAGCAAAUCCUAGCGAAGCCGAUCCAACUCGCUGACCAGGUGGUCAGAGCCGCUGAUGAGGCUAGUUCCUUCAAACAAGAGUGCGGUGAACUUAAGGCCAAUACUGAGAAGCUAGCCGGUCUACUCCGCCAGGCUGCCCGUGCCAGCUCUGACCUUUACGAGCGACCCACUCGCCGGAUCAUUGAUGACACUGAGCAGAUGCUUGAAAAGGCUCUCUCCCUUGUCCUCAAGUGUCGAGCCAACAGCCUCAUGAAGCGCGUCUUCACCAUCAUCCCCACCGCUGCCUUCCGUAAAAUGUUCGCUCAGCUGGAUAACUCUAUCGGUGACGUUUCCUGGCUACUCCGUGUCUCCGCUCCGGCUGAAGAUCGCGGCGAUGCUGGAUACCUUGGUCUUCCCCCAAUCGCCGCCAACGAGCCCAUUCUCUGCCUCAUCUGGGAGCAGAUUGCCAUUCUCUACACCGGAUCCCUCGAAGACCGCUCCGAUGCUGCUGCCUCCCUCGUUUCCCUGGCGCGUGAUAACGAUCGCUACACCAAGCUUAUCAUUGAGGAAGGUGGUGUCGUGCCUCUCUUAAAACUUCUCAAGGAAGGCAAACCUGAGGGCCAAGAGAAUGCGGCACGUGCAUUAGGGUUGCUAGGUCGAGACUCUGAGAGCGUGGAGCACAUGAUCCACGGCGGCGCGUGUUCUGUCUUUGGCAAAGUCCUCAAAGAAGGCCCGAUGAAGGUCCAGGCCAUGGUUGCUUGGGCAACGUCAGAGCUCGUCUCGAACCACCCCAAGUGCCAAGACGUGUUCGCUCAGCACAACGCCAUUCGGCUACUCGUCGGUCACCUGGCGUUCGAAACCAUCCAAGAGCACAGCAAGUACAGCAAGUACGCCAUUGCCAACAGCAAAGCUACCUCCAUUCACCAUGCGGUGGUUCUUGCCAAGGAAAAUCCCAGCUGCUCCUCCUCCGCCUCCUUGGUCAAAGGUGUGGACGAGGAUCAGAGCUCCAUUCCCCACCCGACGGGAAAACAAAUGCCAAAUCAGAUGCACAAUGUCGUCGUCAACACCAUGGCGGUUCGGGCAAAUCCUCCAAAGAAGUCGACGAACAAUGGCGUGAUUCAGAGUAACAGUGUGAAGUCCCCUAGCAAUAAUCAGCAGCAGCAGCACCAGAAUUCGACUUCUAGCGCAUCUAAGACUCGCGAACUGGAAGACGCAACAACCAAGUGUCAGAUAAAAGCCAUGGCGGCGAGGGCGCUGUGGAAGCUGGCGAAAGGCAACUCCACUAUCUGCAAAAGCAUCACAGAGUCAAGGGCUCUCCUUUGCUUCGCUAAUCUGAUUGAAAAAGGCAACGAAGAGGUCAGAUACAACUCGGCUAUGGCUUUGAUGGAGAUCACAGCCGUUGCAGAGCAGGACGCAGACUUGAGACGCUCCUCAUUCAAGCCGAAUUCCCCGGCUUGCAAGGCUGUGGUCGAUCAAGUGCUUAGAAUCAUUGAGAUUUCGGAUUCUGAGCUGCUCAUCCCUUGCAUUAGAACCAUCGGGAACCUUGCAAGAACAUUCAAAGCAACUGAGACACGAAUGAUUGGGCCUCUGGUGAAGCUUUUGGACGAACGAGAGCCAGAGGUGACAGGGGAAGCAGCGGCUGCACUCACCAAAUUCGCCUGCACAGAGAAUUACCUGCACAAAGAUCAUUCGAGGAGUAUUAUAGAAGCUGGAGGGGGGAAGCAUCUGGUUCAAUUGGCUUAUUUUGGAGAGAGUGGCGUUCAAAUUCCGGCUCUAGAGCUGCUAUGUUACAUUGCACUCAAUGUUCCGGACAGCGAACAACUGGCUAAGGACGAGGUUUUGGCAGUGUUGGAGUGGGCUUCCAAGCAGUCUUGGGUUACUCAGCUAGAGAGCUUAGAAGCUCUGCUGCAGGAGGCCAAGGGCAGACUAGACCUUUACCAAUCAAGAGGAUCAAGGGGUUUCACUUUCAAUUGAUUCAUUGUUUCCAUUUCGAUUUUGAUGGUGAUUUCUUCUUCAACAGCGAACACAUAAUAUACCUUGUUGUUUAAAUACCACCUUUGCGGAGAUCCUUCAAGGGACCGCGCGAAACAGUACUCGAGCCAAGCGAGGAUGAUUCCAAGUUUGUCUUGUGAAACGCGUAUGAUGCAGCAGCAUCUUAGAAGCUUCAUUAAAUAAUGUAUUUCUUUUUAUGGUGUAUUUUCCUUUUGUUACUUCUUUUCUAUUUCAAACUGAAUUUGGUUUUUAAUUUUUUUUUUCUUUUUUCGUUUUUGGUUCUGCUUUGAGAUUUGCCUAUAUAGGCGUUGUACUCCUUCUUUUGAAGGUAGAGUUGAUUAAAUUAUAAUAAAGAGCUUUUGUUCUUA
Molecule: messenger RNA, 2534 nt
Organism: Eutrema salsugineum
Lineage: Eukaryota; Viridiplantae; Streptophyta; Magnoliopsida; Brassicales; Brassicaceae
Exons: 1
Coding region: 181-2148 (655 amino acids)
Biological process (GO): cell surface receptor signaling pathway
Molecular function (GO): protein binding
Source: RefSeq, a predicted model, not a curated record